This is a messenger RNA of Peromyscus eremicus (cactus mouse), 930 nucleotides long. RefSeq names its product olfactory receptor 4C46-like. Bases 1 to 930 code for a protein of 309 amino acids. Gene Ontology annotation, molecular function: olfactory receptor activity; G protein-coupled receptor activity. Lineage: Eukaryota; Metazoa; Chordata; Mammalia; Rodentia; Cricetidae. Gene Ontology annotation, cellular component: membrane. The transcript has a single exon. Gene Ontology annotation, biological process: G protein-coupled receptor signaling pathway. The record is from RefSeq and is a predicted model, not a curated record.
AUGGAAUACAGGAACAACGUGACUGAAUUUGUUCUUCUGGGACUCACACAGAACCCACACAUGCAGAAAAUCAUAUUUGCCGUGUUUUUGGUCAUCUAUACCUUCUCUGUGGUAGGAAAUUUGCUCAUUCUGAUCACCAUUACAAAUAGCCAACUGUUGGGUUCCCCUAUGUACUAUUUUCUGGCCUACCUCUCCUUCAUCGAUGCCUGCUACUCCUCUGUCAAUACUCCUAAGCUGCUGGUUGAUUUACUCCAUGAAAGGAAGUCCAUCCAAUUCAAUGGAUGCAUGACCCAAGUUUUUGGGGAACAUUUCUUUGGAGGUGUUGAGGUCAUUUUGCUUACUGUCAUGGCCUAUGACCGCUACAUAGCCAUCUGUAAACCCCUGCACUAUGCAACCAUCAUGAACCGACGACUCUGUAAUUUACUUGUGGGAGUGUCAUGGGUUGGAGGCUUUCUUCAUGGAGGUAUACAAAUUCUUUUCAUUAUUGGACUACCCUUCUGUGGCCCUAAUGUCAUAGAUCACUUUAUGUGUGAUCUGAACCCUUUACUUGAUCUAGCCUGUGUUGAUACUCACACUCUAGGGCUCUUUGUUGCUGCCAACAGUGGCUUCAUCUGUCUGUUAAACUUCCUCCUUCUGCUUAUCUCCUACAUGGUCAUCCUGUGUUCCCUAAGGACCAACAGUGCAGAAGGGAGGCGCAAAGCCCUCUCUACCUGUAUUUCUCAUAUUACAGUGGUGGUUUUAUUUUUUGUACCAUGCAUAUUUGUGUACAUGAGACCUGCAGCUACAUUACCCAUUGAUAAAGCAGUUGCUCUUUUUUAUACUGUGAUAACUCCCAUGCUAAACCCAUUGAUCUAUACCUUGAGAAAUAGUCAGAUGAAAAAUGCCAUUAAGAGAUUGCUUAGUAGAAAAAUUCAAUCAGAUGACAAAUAA